Molecule: messenger RNA, 318 nt
Organism: Aspergillus pseudonomiae
Lineage: Eukaryota; Fungi; Ascomycota; Eurotiomycetes; Eurotiales; Aspergillaceae
Exons: 1
Source: RefSeq, a predicted model, not a curated record
GCAAGAUGUAUAGAAGGAACAUGACACUUUGGCUCUUACUUCAGCUCUCACCCUGGCCCUUGUUUAGUGGCCGCUUACUAUGGAUUUUGAUUCCAGUUUCCAAAGGAGUACAAACCAGUCUCUUUCGACUCAUAGAAUCGGGUCAGCCGAAUGCCGCUAUGCUAGUCUGAGGAGCUAUUUAUCAGCUAACUGAUACAAAAAAGAACUAUUCUAGAAUCGUGUCCCAUCAGACACGCGCUCCUUGACUUCACGUAAAAUUCUUUCAAUUGGUCCAUCGUGCCCGGUGUAGAUGUGGUCGUGAGCAAGCUUUCCGGUGCC